AUCUUAUUCUUUAUUAAAAAAUCUGCAUGUAGUGAGAAUAUAUGAUAUCUUUUCAAUUAUAUUUUUUAUCCGUCAGAAUAUUAAUUCACUCAAACAGCGUAACACCUCUGCCCCUUUCUCUUCUCUCUCACUCUCACACCAAAAUGAAUCUCUAAUUUCAUCCAAUUAAUCCUAUCAGGACAAACACCGCCGCUACGUCAGCCCCCAGCCGCCGCCACUCUUCUCUUCAUCACCGUUUCUGUGCUUGUUGUGAAAUCCCACCAGCCACCGUCACCCCAGCCCGCCUCUGUGAUCGUCGUCGUCGGCAGUGACAGAGGGUGCCAUCGUCAUCGUCGUCCUCGAUCCUCUUCUCCUCUACAUCACGCAAACGGUUACUCAAUCCUCUUCAAGGGCGUCCUCUCCUCCGUGAAUCUCUGCCCGGGGCCUCGCCUGGAAUCUGCGUCCUCUCCUCCGUGAAUCUCUGCCCGGGGCCUCGCCUGGAAUCUCUGCUCGGGGCCUCGCCGUUGCAAACUGAUCCUCUUCUGAGCUUACUGUCACCGCCGUUCCUCCCUCACCGUGUCUCUAAUCAGACAGAAGAGGAGGAAAAAUGGUGAAAUCAUCACAAUAUGAAAGAUUCUCAAAGGAUUUUGUAAUGGGAGGGGUAGCAGCAAUCAUAUCGAAGAGUGCCGUCAAAAGCAUUUUUGGGCAAUCCAAAGAGAGAGAUGGGUACAUUAAGUGGUUUGCUGGAAAUGUGGCUUCAGGAAGUGCCGCGGGAGCAACUACUUCACUGCUUCUUUAUCAUUUAGAUUAUGCACGAACACGAUUGGGCACUGAUGCAUUGGAGUGCCGUGCUACCGGUCAGCGCCAGUUUAAGGGGCUAGUUGAUGUGUACCGUAAAACCUUGUUAAGUGAUGGAGUUGUUGGCUUGUACAGGGGAUUUGGGGUGUCAAUAGUGGGAAUCACAAUGUAUCGAGGGAUGUAUUUCGGGAUUUAUGACACCGUGAAGCCUAUCAUUUUAGUUGGGCCUUUCGAGGGAAAUUUCUUUGCUAGUUUCUUCUUAGGUUGGAGCAUUACAACAUCAGCUGGGGUUUGUGCAUACCCGUUCGACACACUGCGUCGGAGAAUGAUGCUAACAUCUGGACAACCAAACAAGUAUUAUAACGCAAGGCAUGCAUUUCGUGAGAUUAUUCGUCAAGAGGGUUUUUUAGCUCUAUUCCGAGGUGUUACCGCAAAUAUGCUUCUUGGUGUCGCAGGAGCUGGGGUGCUUGCUGGAUAUGAUCAGCUCAACUGCUUCUCAUCUAGGCACUAGUAUGCAGGUUCUGAGGGAGAAAUACAAUUUGAACCUAGAAAACCUAUUUACCAUUUAACUUGACUUCAAAGUGCAAUUCAUUUAUAUUCUGGACUGGGAGACAUUCAUUAUUUUGUUAACACAAUUCAUUUACUUUUUAUAGGAGAUAAAAUGAUAGAAGAUAAAUAUUAGCAUA
Messenger RNA from Arachis ipaensis, 1463 nucleotides. Lineage: Eukaryota; Viridiplantae; Streptophyta; Magnoliopsida; Fabales; Fabaceae. The record is from RefSeq and is a predicted model, not a curated record.